GGCCUGGGGCCCCGGGGCGGGGUGGGGGCCCUGAGCUAGUGUGAGGCGGUCGGCUAGUCAGUCAAUGCCUCCUCUCCCGACUCCCCCUCUCCCUGUCCCCUUCCACACCCCGUCCCCUCCUCUCCCCGUCCCGCUAUAAGGGCAGCGCCGAGGGAUGCUGAGGUUAUACAGCGAGCUCGGGCGGCAGUUUGGCGGCGUGGGCAGCGCGCUGGUUCACAUGGCGAGGAGACCCGAGCUCCUGUGCGGAGCCCUGGCCGCCAUCUGCACCGUGAUCACCCUGCGCUUCGCCCUGAGUCGGGCAAAAGAUGUGGUCAAAAUGGCUCCACCUCCUGUUCGUUUUUUCUCCCGCAACUCUUCUGUGAUUGACCUGUACAUGGGACAACUAGACCAGGUGGAGAGACAUUGCCACAUAUCUGAAGUAUCUGUUAUCCUGUUCUAUGCCCCAUGGUGCGGAGAGUCAAUUUCUGUCAGGGAAGAAAUUGAUCAGGUUGCCGAGAAGCUUCAAGAACAGGUGCUGUUCCUAGCGGUGAACUGCUGGUGGCACCAAGGGAAGUGCAGGAAGCAGAUGAAUCUCUUUUAUUAUCCUGUGAUUCAUUUAUACCAGAGGAGAUUUGGCCCUAUUGAGUAUAGGGGACCUCUUACAGCUGCUUAUAUUCAUAAGUUCAUUCAACGAGUAAUGACUCCACUUCAAUAUGUAUCUACGCAUUCAGUUUUGCUGGACUUUCUUUCGCACUAUGAGCCAGGGGUUCUUGGAUAUUUUGAGUUCAACAGCUCGCCACAGCCACCUGGUUACCUGACGCUCUAUAUCUCUGCAUUACAUGCACUAAAAAGAGAUCAUCAAGGAACAAUUCGCUUUGGUGUGAUAACUAGCAAGCAGGUGGCUGAAGAGAUAUCCGUAACUGAUCCUGGAACAAUUUAUAUGCAUAGACAUUUCAACUCUUCCUUGGUCUUUCCACAUGAAGUCAUAAACUUCACUGCAGUGAAUGUCUACAGUUGGGCUUAUGAGAACAGGGAGACCUUUAUACAUUGGUUGCGACCGCACGGAAGCAAGAGUCUGCUCCUAAACAAUGAGCUGAAGAAAGGCCCGGCUUUGUUACUAUUUUUCCCCUUCAGUCCGUUAGCUGAGAAACAGCCACUGAUGGAGGAGAUAACCGAAGUUAUUCUUCAAUAUCGCAACUGUAACAACAGCAAGACCAUUCAACGUGUACUGCAAUACUUGGAAGAAAACGAGCAAAAAAAUCGUGACGUCCAGUCAACAAGACCUUUGUUCCGGACUAGAAAGCCUUGUUGUAACACAGUAAUACUUUCCCAGUUGCAUUCUAUAGCUCAAACUCACAACAUCUGUGAGCUCUGUAUUAAUCAGACUAUUGGAAUUCAACCGAGUGUGGUCCACAUCGCAAGAUGCAGCUUCGUUGAGAUGGAGACGGCUCUAGAUUCAUUCUACCUCAGAGAACAGUCAUUUUUCCAAUUGCAAUCCAGGACUGUGGAAUGCAGUGAUUUCUUGAGCUAUUACAGCCCAUUCAAUUACUACACAGCUUGCUGCAGGACAUUCAGCAGUCCAAUUAAGUCUGAACAAAUUAAUGUCAUUGCCUCUUUAGAACUGUUUUCUAAUGCAGAUCACCAGCAGGGAAUGUUUUCCGAUAAUUCAUUUCCUCACAUUGAGGACACAGCAACAAGAUUUCUUGAUUUAAAUCAUGGUCACGUUAAUAUUACAGGACUGAGCUGUAAUACUAAUAAAACUCUAAACUUUUACUUACUGGAUUCAAACUUGCACUGGAGAUUUGCAACGAGAUUGGGAGCCAGUGAAUGUGCCCAAGUGCAAGAAUUUGCUACCAUUGUUGAUCUAUGGGAUGAAGUUCAUUAUGUCUUUGACCACGAGCAAGUCCUUGAUAAGUCUUCUAUUGAAAGCAUUAUAAAAAAUUACAGUAGAGUAUACAGUCCAUUAAAUCGGCAUCUUAUUGUUGGAACCAAGUCUAAAGCUCAGGAAGAAUAUUUAAUUGCUGAAGCAACAACCCACACAUUUGACAGCAUCGUGCUGGAUGGCGAAAAGAAUGUCUUGCUACUCUACUACACUCAGUGGUGUGGAUUUUGCACUGUUCUCAAUCAUAUCUUCAUUCAGGUUGCCCGUCUCUUUCAUGCUGAUGAUGGAAUCUUAAUAGCCAGAAUCAAUGUUGCCAAAAAUGACCUACCUUGGGAAUAUAUGGUCGAUCGAUUUCCAACUAUCCUGUUUUUCCCAAGAAACAGGAAAGACUUGAGUGUGAAGUACCCUGAGGAUCUGCCAUUAACUGUCCCUAACCUGGUGAGAUUUAUUCUGUGGCAUACUCCCCAGUUAGUUCAGCAGAACCCGUUCAAGUGCUGUAACCCGGAGUGUAUCCAAAAAGCAGCAGAGCUGCAGAAAGACCGCAUCAGCCAGCUGGAGAGCGAGAUAAAGAGACUCCACGCAGAGAUGCAGAUGCUGCAUCAGGCCGAGAAACAGCUGAUUUACCAACUCUCUGUAUCCAGGCAGGAGGAACACCAACUCAAGUUCCAUAACAGAGCUCUGCAGGAGAAAAACGAGAACCUCAAACACCACAAUGAGAAACUGAAAGAUCUGUACCAGCAGAGGAACAUAGAGCUGGCUGAAAUGGCAGCCAAACUCAGUGAGAUUGCAACGGUAUCAAAACAACUGCUCAAUGAAAAUAUCUUGCUAAAAACAUAUAUGUCUUCAAUUGAAGAAGAACUGGAGAUAAAUAAAUACACUUCAACGUCACUUCCCAUUGAAGAAUCAGAGUUACCUACCACCCAUUCAGAAAACGCAGAGGUUCAAUCCCCAAACUAGCUGGACGAAUGUUUGGGAUGAGAGCUGAUCGUGAAAAUACAGACAUUUGAGCCAUAUUGCUAAUGUUUUUAAAUUGUAUGUGGGCCAUGAUUGAAAGGGGGGGCUAGGAGAAAGAAGCGUGCAUUAAGUUUGAUCAAAUUAGUAACUUUCUUCUUUCUACUGGGUGUUGUUUUCCACCAAAACUGGUUACCAGGUUCUAUAUUAAUAUUUUUUUGCAGAUAAAAGUACUGGUAAAAGGGGAAAAUUCUUUAUUUGUUUACAAUUGAAUAUUGCACUAAUGAAUCGUGGUUACAAUGUACAUAGAGUAAAUUUAUUUCUGUAAAAACAAUUACAGGAAAAAAAAAAUUAUGGUAGAGUACCAAAAUCAAGUUUUUAAAUUAAACCAUUUAAGUACUACAAA
Amblyraja radiata (thorny skate) is the source of this 3218-nucleotide messenger RNA. It is a transcript of the gene txndc11, whose product is annotated as thioredoxin domain containing 11. The record is from RefSeq and is a predicted model, not a curated record. The transcript is spliced from 12 exons. The coding region runs from base 155 to 2818 and encodes 887 amino acids. Lineage: Eukaryota; Metazoa; Chordata; Chondrichthyes; Rajiformes; Rajidae.